GGGGCGAGGGAGCCGGGAUGGCGGAGCCCAGCUGAGGCGGGCAGUGGAUUAUUAUCCAAGGGAACGUAGAUAAAGCUUUAAAAGGAUAUUUUGCAAGAUUGACUGAAGCACUCGCACUGGGAAAGUGCACAGGCUUCUUGAAGAUGCCUGCUGCCUGUGAUUCAGUGCUCGAAGAUAUUGAAGAUAUCGUGUCAGCAGAAGAUUUGAAACCACAUGAUCGGCAGUUUUUAAGGAAGAAUGUUUUUCCAAAAGUGCGAAAACGCAAUUCACAAAAAAAUACUCAGCCAGAUGAUGAUCCUCCAAGUGACAGCAUCAUUCCUGGUGCUCAGAAAAUCUGGAUUCGCACAUGGGGAUGUUCUCACAAUAAUUCGGAUGGCGAGUACAUGGCUGGACAGCUGGCUGCAUAUGGCUACAAAAUUACAGACAACUCUGCUGAAGCAGAUUUAUGGCUGCUGAACAGUUGCACAGUAAAAAAUCCUGCUGAGGACCACUUCAGAAACUCAAUCAAGAAAGCCCAAGAAGGGAAGAAGAAAGUGGUUCUAGCAGGCUGUGUGCCACAAGCCCAACCUCGUCAGGACUACCUGAAAGGCUUGAGUAUUAUAGGGGUUCAGCAGAUAGAUCGUGUAGUAGAAGUUGUGGAGGAAACUAUUAAAGGUCAUUCUGUGAGACUGCUGGGUCAGAAAAAGGAUAAUGGAAAACGUUUGGGGGGAGCACGACUGGAUUUGCCAAAGAUUAGGAAGAAUCCACUGAUAGAAAUAAUUUCCAUCAAUACAGGGUGUCUCAAUGCAUGUACCUACUGCAAAACUAAGCAUGCCAGAGGAGAUCUAGCAAGUUAUCCCAUUGAAGAACUAGUGGACAGAGCCAAGCAGUCUUUUCAAGAGGGUGUUUGUGAGAUAUGGCUGACCAGUGAAGACACAGGGGCUUAUGGCAGAGACAUUGGCACAGAUCUCCCUACGCUUCUGUGGAAGCUGGUUGAAGUUAUUCCUGAGGGAGCUAUGCUGAGGCUUGGCAUGACAAACCCUCCCUAUAUUUUAGAGCAUCUGGAGGAAAUGGCGAAGAUUCUGAAUCAUCCAAGAGUAUAUGCUUUUCUGCACAUACCAGUCCAGUCAGCCUCUGACAGUGUGCUCAUGGACAUGAAAAGAGAAUACUGUGUGGCAGACUUCAAACAAGUAGUGGAUUUCCUUAAAGAAAAAGUGCCUGGAAUAACAAUCGCUACAGACAUCAUCUGUGGUUUUCCAGGAGAGACAGAUGAAGACUUCCAAGAAACAAUGAAACUUGUAGAACAAUACAGGUUUCCAAGCUUGUUUAUUAAUCAGUUUUACCCACGCCCAGGGACCCCGGCUGCAAAAAUGCAUCAAGUUCCAGCUGCAGUGAAAAAACAGAGAACAAAGGAUCUGUCCCAGCUGUUUCAUUCAUACAAUCCAUAUGAUCAUAAGGUUGGUGAGAGGCAGAGGGUUCUGGUAACAGAAGAAUCCUUUGAUUCCAAUUACUAUGUUGCUCACAAUCCUUUCUAUGAGCAGGUUCUCGUGCCAAAGGAUCCUCUGUUAAUGGGUAAGAUGGUAGAAGUGAAUAUUUAUGAAGCUGGGAAACAUUUUAUGAAAGGGCAACCCGUGUCAGAUGCCAGAGUUUACACUGCAUCCAUCACCAGACCGUUAGCAAAAGGAGAAGUUUCUGGUUUAACAGAGGAGUUCAGACCUGCACCACAGAAUGGCACAAAGUGGAAAGCACACCCUUCUGCUGACACCCCAGUAAGAACACGGCUCAGCUCCUGGAUGGCUUUGCAGCUCCCAUGGCAACAAGGAGGAGGUGGACUGAAGAUACUGUCUGUCAGCCUGGCUCUGCUGGCAGUUCUUGUUAUGUUUUACUAUGGAGGAAUGAAAACAGAGCUGUGAACUGAAUGAAGCUUUUAUGAAAACAAUAAAACUACUGUUUAAAAUCUUCAAAGGAAACAUUUUUACCUACAAGUCUUCUUCUUUUUUUUUUUUUUUAAAAAAAAAGAUAAUAUAAAUUGAGCAAUAAUUUGUACUCACCCUAUGCCUUUCCUGUCAUUCAUAAGAGAGAAUGUUAAUAAGCUUUAGGGCGAUGUAUCUUGCCAAAAUUUGAGAUCCUUGGUUGGCAGAACAGUUUGUUGCAUCUUUGCUCUUCUUUUUUUUCUAAAAUGAUGCAAUGUUUGCGUUGCUUACUCUUUUUGUAACUGCUGUAGCAGGUAAAAUUGCAUGCAGGGAACUCAUGAAGUUUAUAAGACCUUUUUCCAUUGAGUGAUGUUGGUGAUCUUUUAUGAGCAGAACAUUUAAAGCUUUCUUAAAGAUUUUGCUUAAUGCAGUGUGAUGGUUUGAUAUAUGUCUUUUUACAUUAGAUUCAAACACCGCUGGGCCAUUAAAGUUUGUCAUUCGUUGCUAUUGA
Messenger RNA from Calidris pugnax (ruff), 2403 nucleotides. It is a transcript of the gene CDKAL1, whose product is annotated as CDK5 regulatory subunit associated protein 1-like 1. The transcript has 17 exons. Gene Ontology annotation, biological process: tRNA methylthiolation. The coding region runs from base 144 to 1892 and encodes 582 amino acids. The record is from RefSeq and is a predicted model, not a curated record. Gene Ontology annotation, cellular component: endoplasmic reticulum. Gene Ontology annotation, molecular function: 4 iron, 4 sulfur cluster binding; tRNA (N(6)-L-threonylcarbamoyladenosine(37)-C(2))-methylthiotransferase activity. Lineage: Eukaryota; Metazoa; Chordata; Aves; Charadriiformes; Scolopacidae.